AUAGGGUAUGAAAAAAUUAUAAGCUGGCAACAUCGACUCUUCCUUUUUCUCCGAGUAUUGUUGGAGACACGUGCGUCAUUUACGCCGAAAUUUAUAAAAUAAGUAAAAAUGAGUGAAGGCACCGCGACAAUUCGCACGCGCAAAUUUAUGACCAACAGAUUGUUGGCGCGCAAGCAGAUGGUUUGCGAUGUUCUCCAUCCAGGAAAACCUACCGUCAGCAAGACUGAGAUCAGAGAGAAGCUGGCCAAAAUGUACAAGGUGACACCUGAUGUAGUUUUUGUAUUCGGUUUCAAGACCAACUUCGGUGGUGGCAAGUCUACAGGAUUCGCGCUUAUCUAUGAUACCUUGGACUUGGCCAAGAAGUUCGAGCCCAAACACAGACUAGCACGCCACGGUUUAUACGAAAAGAAGCGGCCUACACGCAAACAGCGCAAAGAACGUAAGAACAGGAUGAAGAAGGUACGUGGUACCAAGAAAUCGAAAGUGGGCGCGGCCGCCAAAAAGUAAUGUGACAGUUUAGGGCUGUAAGUAAAUAAAAACCCAAAAAAACUAA
Galleria mellonella (greater wax moth) is the source of this 553-nucleotide messenger RNA. RefSeq names its product 40S ribosomal protein S24 (gene RpS24). Gene Ontology annotation, cellular component: ribosome. Gene Ontology annotation, molecular function: structural constituent of ribosome. The transcript is spliced from 2 exons. The record is from RefSeq and is a predicted model, not a curated record. Gene Ontology annotation, biological process: translation. NCBI's taxonomy places the organism in Eukaryota, Metazoa, Arthropoda, Insecta, Lepidoptera, Pyralidae. Bases 109 to 507 code for a protein of 132 amino acids.